AUGCCAUCUCGUCGCAGAGAACAAAGCCUGACUGAAGUCGACUCAGUCUCUGACGUAGAACCGAAACCCGACUUUCAGUAUCAACUAAGUGCGAGCAUACCCCAGGCUAUGGAAAGCAUUGACAAAUGGAAAUCGAAGAGAACUGAUAUCCGGAAGGGCAUCGACAAGGAUUAUACUGACAAAUUGACUGCACUGAAGAAUAAAAUCAAGGCUCACUACCAUCAUGAGACCCAGAUGAUAUCCGAUCACAAAAGGGAACAGCUUGACCGGUUGUUGGCGGCAGUAGAAAAGCGCAUAGGAUGCGAAGACAAAAUCAAAAACCAAACCGAAUCCCUCCGAGACGACUGUGCUCACAUAGCAAUGCUUGUAGAUGCGAUAUACAGUGGCCGCAAGGAAGCUGCCUUGCAGCUAGCCACAACUUUUAAAUCCGGCCAAUCCGAGAAAUAGUCAUAAUGGUACUUCGGCUUAUGGCGAUUAGGAGCAUUUGGUUAAUCUAAAGCGGGCAGGACACAGGGAUGUCAUACUUUAAGUGCCUUCGAUAAACCCUACCAGUAUGUCGGACUGACAACUCAAUAUCAGCCCUCAG
Molecule: messenger RNA, 586 nt
Organism: Annulohypoxylon maeteangense
Lineage: Eukaryota; Fungi; Ascomycota; Sordariomycetes; Xylariales; Hypoxylaceae
Exons: 3
Coding region: 1-447 (148 amino acids)
Source: RefSeq, a predicted model, not a curated record